Messenger RNA from Hydatigera taeniaeformis, 1560 nucleotides. NCBI's taxonomy places the organism in Eukaryota, Metazoa, Platyhelminthes, Cestoda, Cyclophyllidea, Taeniidae. The record is from the annotation of a GenBank genome assembly.
AUGGAUUUUGAUGCGGCGUAUCGGUUGAGGCUGUUUUCGGGCCGUUCGUGGAUUGACGUUCAGUCUACGUUAUUGGCUGACGGUCUGCUACUGAUUCCUCUGCAGAACAAAAACGAGUUUUUGGAGUUUUGGAAUCGGAAUUUGUCUAAACACAGAGUUGACAAUGAAGAAUCGCAGUUUGUUAACAUAAUCAGAGAGGAAACCUGCGGCCUUGGCGUGAGCAUAAAAGGUGGAAGAGAAUUUGGUACGCCAAUAAUCAUCAGCAAGGUUUUCAAGGGUAUGGCUGCAGACCAGAGUAAACAGCUCAAAGUGGGUGACGUUAUUCUUGCGGUUAACGGUGAAAAUAUGCGUACGGCAUCUCACAAUGAGGCAGUUAAGGCCUUGAAAAAGGCGGGUUCCAAUAUUUGUCUGGAGAUAAAGCCAUUGCGGCGAUCUGCGUCAUUCAUUCUCAAACUUCACUCAAAAUGGUUGCCUUCACCGCUUGGUUCCACUUCUCCUAAUACAACAAUGACAAGCAUUUCAUCGACUUCCGCCCCUUCGCAAAAGCGCGUCCAAAUUCCUCUCUGCCUCGCCUACGUCGCGCGCAGGCGACAUCGCCAGGGCUCGGAAGAGGGAUGCUUAUUUAGUGGUGAAGCGCCCUUCUGUUGCAUCGAAAUCUAUUCACCCGACCUUACUCAGUCCUGUCUCUUUUGUGCUGGUUCGCAUCAACUCGCCAGUGUUUGGUUCAAAUCUCUCAAUCGACACAUCUCCAUUCUCAAUCAGCUUCACCUCCAGCAGAUUAUGCGAGCUUUUCCUCACUAUCAGUUUCGAAAAAUCGGAUGGGUCCUCGAACUGGAUAAGUUAAUUGACGAUGACAGCGACUCCUGCUUGACAGAUAUCGACAAUCCCUUCCAGAUAUCUUCUGCUUGUGCUUCCUCCGAAAUCACAUGGCAGCCAGUCUUUCUGGUUGUCACAGAUCGUCUUCUGCUGGUAUUUUCUCAAGCCCCCCAGUCCCCGUCUGAAUGGUCUCUUCCCUCGGUUUCAGUGGCCCUCGUCGCCACUCGCGUUGUUGUCAGGCCCCCGUCGUCUGCUAACAGAGAAGAUUCCGCCUCUCAGAGUCAAAUGCCGCAUGCUGAGCAAACGUCAUUUUGCUUCACUGUCCGGACGGGUAAACGAUGUGGCGUGGAGUCACACACAUUUGCCGCACCAACGAGCAAUGAAUUGGAAAGUUGGUUGGAAGCUGUGACACAGAGCACAGAUAAGGCUCUGGAGGCGAUGCCGCAGCUGACUAUCACAUGUCGAUGGAGGGGUCUCGACGCUCUUCUAGUGCUCCACCGUUUUGUUGGAAUCUGUCUUCUUCGUGCAGAUGCCUCCGCCACGUCACAAAUUCCUCCGUUUCUUUGGCACUUUCCUUUCGAGGAUGUCUCCUCCACUGCAGAUGACGGCAGAUGUCGAUUGUGGAUAACCUUUAAUCAGGAUUUGGUUCAGGAGUUGGAAUUGCCAGGAGGUGCAAAACCCGUUGUUUUCAUUCUUCUCAACAUUCUCUCUAUGAAGUUGCUGGAUGCAGGCAAUUGUGGAUAA